AAAUUUAUUUACAUUUUUUUGGUUUCUUUUUCGGCUCAUUUCGGCAUUUUUACAAUAACCAUGGUAAUCCUCACUGAACAACUGGUAGAGGCAAAGUCAAAGGUCUCCGACAUUCGCUAUGCCAUCCGUCUGAAUGCUUGGGGAAGCGAUCUGCACGAUAUAUCGAUCCUUCUGCGAAUGCCACGAUUAGAGGUGUUGGCUCUCAGUCUGAACAAGAUCCGUAGUUUGUCGAGUCUUCAGAACUGCCACCGACUCAAGGAGGUAUACCUGCGACGCAACGAAAUACAAAGCUUCGAAGAACUGAAACACCUGCGCAAUGCCCAGGGCCUGAGAAGCCUCUGGAUGGACGAGAACCCCUGCUCGGAAGCCGCAGGAGCCAACUAUCGCGCCUGCGUGCUGCGCAUGCUGCCCCAAGUCACAAAAUUGGACGACGUUGAGGUGUGCGAGAGUGAGCUGAAGGCGGCCCUCCAGAACGUGCCAUAUCCGGCGCCAAAGAGUACAAUCCGAGUCCCGGUACCACAGUCGGUUUCCAAUCCUAAGGGAAUCGCUGCUAGAGCAUCUCGCGAGGCCUUCGAGAGGGAACAUCAACGUGGUGCACCCAGUUCAGUAGCUGGACUAAACGGGGCCCGAGGCAGACCACAAGCCCCAGCCAGACUGUACCCAAUGACCCCAUUCAGAGAAACUUCCGAAGAAGACGAAGACGAAAUCAUACUACCUAUUGCUUCCCCACGGGAACGGAUACGAUUUGGGACUGCCAGUGCCCUUCCCGGCAACGUCCGUGAACUAAGCCAGCGCGUGAUCCCUGCCGAAAAUCCCUCCGUUAGCUGGUUGUCUACGGAAUUUGAAGACCCGCGGCCGCAUUCCUUGCCAGCCGUACAGUCUGUUCCAAGUUUCAGCGUACCGCGAUGCAGAACUGUAACCACAGCUGCCGGCCCAGGAGCGUUCUUCGUCGCCCAGUCGCGGCAGGGAGCCCACGAACCGUUUGGCCGUCGCCUUGCAGCCAUGGCUGAGUUUUCCAGAUCCACGCCGAAUGAGCCCGACUACGACAUGCUGGAAUCUGGGACAUCCGAGGCUAUCCAUGGCUCGCCCGGGAUCGCCUAUUCGGGGAUGCGUCGUUUGCGUACCAAUUCAAAUCUUCUAUCGUCGGCCUUGUGCCUGAUUCGAGAGAUGGACAUCACCAGUCUGGAGGACCUCAGUCAUGCCAUCAGUGAGAUAGUGCAGGAGCGGUCUCGUAUCUCCUAGACACCAAUCACGUUCCAAAAUCAGACGGAUCCUGCAGCUCGCGAAUCGUUGCCGACUACUGCCGAUAGACUCUACUUCUCUGGACAAGCGAUGCAUUUCUGACGAGCCAUUCCAGGCCGUGACGCAUAACUAUAUCCCGGACAUUAUAUUUUCAAAAUUCAGACUGAACAGCAACAUGUGACUUUAUGCCCAACCUUUGGCUGCCUCUUCUGGCUUUAGAAAUACACAUGUGGCUAAAUUCAA
Messenger RNA from Drosophila persimilis, 1485 nucleotides. RefSeq lists its product as uncharacterized. Gene Ontology annotation, biological process: cytoskeleton organization. The transcript has a single exon. Bases 61 to 1242 code for a protein of 393 amino acids. Gene Ontology annotation, molecular function: protein binding. NCBI's taxonomy places the organism in Eukaryota, Metazoa, Arthropoda, Insecta, Diptera, Drosophilidae. The record is from RefSeq and is a predicted model, not a curated record.